CUUUGAUUCUUGUCUGUUAUCUCUGCAAAUGUACGCGCAGUUCAUUUUCUUGCUUUGUUUCAAUUAUUUUUGCUUGGAUCCUUUAUAAUGCUUUCUGUUUUCUGUAAAGUAAAGAUCUUUGACGACCGCAUUUUCUUUCUUUAUAUUGUAUGGCAGUGUUAGUUUUCAUUGUAUGCUUCAGUUCUACUUCAGGCACUAAUGAUGAUCUAUUCCUUACGCAAGGACAAGAGGAUUAUUGGGUUUGAUUACCUAAAGUCUAGGAGCUCAUUACUAUUCAUCUUCAGUCAAAAUGUGUGUGUCAAAAUAAGGCUUCGUGUGACACUCCCAGUUCUCAAUGUUUUUGGUUCUGUAGUUCCAGUCAUGAGCGAUCCCUGUAUUACUUCCAUGGCAUUGAUAAAGUCGGGAUCUUUUUUGGCAUAUGUUCUUUUUUUUCUGGUUAAUAUUAUAUUAAUCUGUUCUGUAUGUUAAAACAAGGCUUUCUAUCACAGGAAUCCCAAUUUGAUGAUUCUGUUUAGUUGCACUGUUUUUCCCAUUUCUGACAGAAUCUUACUCAAAUACAUAAAAUUCUUGUUUGCAGCUUAGCUUCAAAUUAAAUGGAGACCUUCUUGUUCACUUCCGAAUCAGUCAAUGAGGGACACCCCGAUAAGCUCUGUGACCAGAUUUCAGAUGCAGUUCUUGAUGCCUGUUUGGCUCAAGACCCCGAGAGCAAGGUCGCUUGUGAGACCUGUACCAAGACCAACAUGGUUAUGGUCUUUGGUGAGAUCACCACUAAAGGUCAAGUAGACUACGAGAAGGUUGUGCGCGACACCUGCCGUUCCAUUGGAUUCACAUCGGAUGCUGUCGGUUUGGAUGCUGACAACUGCAAAGUUCUCAUGAACAUUGAACAGCAGAGCCCUGAUAUUGCGCAGGGUGUCCACGGUCAUCUCACUAAGCGCCCCCAGGAAAUUGGUGCUGGUGAUCAGGGACACAUGUUUGGUUAUGCCACCGAUGAGACCCCUGAAUUGAUGCCCCUCAGUCAUGUUCUUGCAACCAAGCUUGGAGCUCGCCUCACUGAGGUUCGCAAAAAUGGAACUUGCCCUUGGCUUCGACCAGAUGGUAAAACACAAGUUACAGUUGAGUAUUACAAUGAGCACGGUGCCAUGGUUCCCCUUAGGGUUCAUACUGUCUUGAUCUCCACUCAGCAUGACGAGACCGUUACCAAUGAUGAGAUUGCUGCUGAUUUGAAAGAGCAUGUCAUUAAGCCUGUGAUCUCCGAGAAGUACUUGGAUGAGAAGACUAUUUUCCACCUGAACCCUUCUGGCCGGUUUGUCAUCGGUGGACCCCAUGGCGAUGCUGGUCUCACUGGCCGCAAGAUCAUCAUCGACACUUAUGGAGGAUGGGGUGCUCAUGGUGGCGGUGCAUUCUCUGGAAAGGAUCCAACUAAGGUGGACAGGAGCGGAGCUUACAUUGUCAGGCAAGCUGCAAAGAGCAUUGUUGCCAAUGGACUAGCUAGGAGGUGCAUUGUGCAAGUAUCUUACGCCAUUGGUGUCCCAGAACCCUUGUCUGUCUUUGUGGAUACAUAUGGAACUGGAAAGAUCCCUGACAAAGAAAUUCUCGAGAUUGUAAAGGAGAACUUUGAUUUCAGGCCCGGAAUGAUUGCUAUUAACCUGGACCUCAACAGAGGGGGUAACAAUAGGUUCCUGAAGACUGCUGCCUAUGGGCAUUUUGGCCGAGAUGACCCGGACUUCACCUGGGAAGUGGUGAAGCCUCUUAAAUGGGAUAAGCCUCGAGCCUGA
Oldenlandia corymbosa var. corymbosa is the source of this 1775-nucleotide messenger RNA. The record is from the annotation of a GenBank genome assembly. Lineage: Eukaryota; Viridiplantae; Streptophyta; Magnoliopsida; Gentianales; Rubiaceae.